Messenger RNA from Actinia tenebrosa (Australian red waratah sea anemone), 1020 nucleotides. RefSeq names its product metaxin-2. Gene Ontology annotation, cellular component: cytoplasm; SAM complex. NCBI's taxonomy places the organism in Eukaryota, Metazoa, Cnidaria, Anthozoa, Actiniaria, Actiniidae. The record is from RefSeq and is a predicted model, not a curated record. Gene Ontology annotation, biological process: mitochondrion organization.
CCAAUGUGGACGGAAAUUUCUGGGGGUUAUCAAGAGUUGGUUAUUGACAGUUUAUAUUGACGGGUUGUAAGUUAAGCUGGACUUUUAGUCUCGAGCUUUUAUAAUGGAGUAAUGAAGGGGAAUUGAUGCAUGCAGCCUAGAGGUUAAAAGUUGAUGCAAGAAGGUUUCAGCUAAUGAAUAAGAACAUAGGAGCAUGAUUUUCAGUUCAUGUGUGCGUGCAAUGGUGUCGGGGAAAGAAGACGAGGGUGGUUGGCCAGAGUUCGUUGAACUUUAUCAACCUGACAAAAGUAUUGUUCUUCUUUCUGAUGCUGCAAAAUGUCAAAGUGUUGAGGCUUUUUUAAGGUUUUGUAAUCUUCCAGUUACACGAAAAUAUUCCAAGAAUGCUGAAUUCAUGUCUCCAAAUGGUGAAGUACCACUUCUGAGGGCUGGAAAUGCAUUACCUGCUGGUAUUCAAGAGAUAUUAUCAUAUAUUCAAAAAAAGGGUAUGUCAUCAAGUGAAUUACAUUUAAAAUCACAAGAAAAGGCAGAGAUGAUGGCAUACAUAUCACUUGUUGAAAAAUGCUUUCUACCUGCUGAGCUUUAUAUGUCAUGGUGCAACAAAGAAUGGGCCAUUCGCAGUCGACACAAGUAUGGUAGUCCUUACCCUACACCUUUGAAUAUUAUUCUCGGCUACAAGAAACAGAUGUCUGUUCGUAAUCAACUAAGAGCAAUGAACUGGCAUCUUAAAAAAGAAGAGGAGGUAAUUGAAGAAUUCAAGAAAGGAUGUCAAGCAUUAGCAGAAAAGCUUGGAGGACGCAAGUACUUUAUUCACGAUUUGCCAACAGAACUAGAUGCUGUUGUGUUUGGCCAUCUACACACUAUCUUAAUGAGAUACCAGCCAGAUGACUCAUUAGAGUCUGUCGUCAAGAUGCACAAAAAUCUUGUUAAUUUUGUUGCUAGAAUUCUUAAAGAGUACUUCAGAUAAAAAACACUUACAUUUCUCAACUAUUUGUAAAUAUUAUAAAAUUUCAAAGAAUAAAU